GGGUAACAAACAGUAAUUGUAGAAUUCAAGAAAUAACCACAUACACUAGCAAUACAUAAUUAUGCAAUUGUAGAUGAUUGGCUUAUGAUAGUUUCACAACAAUGAGCUGUAGUUUCACACGCCGUCUUCUCAACCCUUACCCUUAAUAUUAUUACAUUACACCCUCAAUCUCAUUGCAGUAAUAAUUUUUAAUCUCAGACAUUCACAACACAAGCCAUCUCCUCUGUCUUUUACAUUUGUUUUGUUGCCUAACAAUACCCAACAAAAUAUCAAACUUCAAAUUACAAAAUUGUUUUGAGGGUUCUCUUUAUUUCCUUGUUGUUGCCUAUCUGAAUUUUCCUUUUUAUAAUCUGCUGAAGUUUCAUUGAAGUUUCUAUUACAUAAAUAAACUGAUUUGAAAAGGGUUUGCUGGCAGUUUCAUAAAGGCUCGAGCUUUGGUCGGAUUUUGGAAUGGUUCUCUGUAAUGUAUUUCUAACUUGGUAGUUUAAUUGGCUGUUUAAAUUGGUAGCCUGUUCUGGGUGAAGUUUAGAUUACAAAUCCUUAAUCUUUCCUGUGAUUUGUGUAGUUUUUUUACUUGUUUGAGGGUUAGGGUUUUUGAGGUUAAUAAGGAUCGGUUUGUUAGUUAUUUGUGCUUUUGUUAUAUACAAUUUUAGUUUGACGAUAAUGGGUUUUGUUACCUGGUUAUAGAAUUAGACAUCUGAGGUCUUAAAGAGUGUUUCUUUGUGAUUUGAUCAAGAUAUGAGUCGUAGGGUGCGGCGAAAAGUGGCGAACAGGGGUACGGAGAAGGUGGUUUUACCUUGUUUCCCUGAAAUUGAAGAUGCGGUUUCGUGUUCUGAUAGGAGUGAUGAUGUUGAUUGGACUAACUUGCCUGAUGACACAGUAAUUCAAUUGUUUUCUUGUCUGAAUUAUCGGGACCGUGCAAGCUUGUCAUCAACGUGUAAGACAUGGAGGGCUUUAGGUGUUUCUCCAUGCCUGUGGACUUCGUUGGAUCUCCGUGCCCAUAAAUGUGAUGCUGCCAUGGCAGCUUCACUUGCUUCUAGAUGUUUACAUCUUCAGAAGUUGCGGUUUCGAGGAGCAGAGUCUGCUGAAGCACUGAUACAUCUUCAAGCUAGGAAGUUGCUUGAAGUAAGUGGUGAUUACUGUCGGAAAAUAACGGAUGCAUCUCUGUCUGUGAUUGUGGCUCGGCAUGAGUUGCUUGAAAGCCUUCAACUUGGCCCUGACUUCUGUGAGAGGAUCAGCAGUGAUGCUAUAAAAGCCAUAGCUUUCUGCUGUUCUAAACUGAAGAAACUUCGGCUUUCAGGAAUUAGGGAUGUUUCUGCCGAUGCCAUCAAUGCGUUGGCCAAGCAUUGUCCACAUUUGAUUGAUAUCGGGUUCUUAGACUGUCUAAAUGUUGAUGAGGUAGCACUGGGAAAUGUGGCAUCUGUUCAUUUCCUCUCAGUUGCAGGGACUUCAAAUAUGAAAUGGGGUGUAAUUUCACAACUGUGGCAUAAGCUGCCUAAGCUGAUUGGCUUGGAUGUUUCAAGAACUGAUAUUGGUCCCACUGCGGUUUCUAGAUUGCUAAAAUCGUCUCAUAGCUUGAAGGUUUUGUGUGCAUUGAACUGUUCAGUUUUGGAAGAAGACACCACCUUCAAUGCGAACAUAUACAAAGGGAAGUUAUUAAUUACCCUUUCCACUGAUAUUUCGAAAGAAAUAGCUUCCUUAUUUGCCGAUGCUACAAAUUCCAAGGAUGGAAAAAAUGUGUUUUUGGAUUGGAGAAAUUCAAAGACAAAGGACAAAUACUUGGAUGAAAUUAUGACUUGGCUUGAAUGGAUCCUAUCGCAUACACUUUUGCGUACAGCUGAGAGCAAUCCACAAGGCCUGGAUGAUUUCUGGCUAAAACAAGGUGCAGCAAUAUUACUCAGUUUAAUGCGAAGCUCGCAGGAAGAUGUUCAAGAAAGGGCGUCUACAGGACUUGCAACUUUUGUGGUAAUUGAUGAUGAAAAUGCUAGCAUAGAUUGUGGAAGGGCGGAAGCAGUUAUGCGGGAUGGUGGUAUUCGCCUCCUUCUAGACUUUGCCAAGUCUUGGAGGGAAGGUCUUCAGUCGGAGGCUGCAAAGGCUAUAGCAAACUUGUCCGUAAAUGCAAAUGUUGCAAAGGCUGUUGCAGAGGAAGGAGGAAUUGAUAUUCUUGCUGGGUUGGCGAGGUCCUUGAACAGGCUGGUGGCUGAAGAGGCUGCUGGAGGACUUUGGAAUCUUUCAGUUGGAGAAGAGCACAAGGGUGCCAUUGCAGAGGCUGGUGGAGUAAAAGCUUUAGUUGAUCUUAUAUUCAAGUGGUCCUCUAGUGGCGAUGGAGUUCUGGAACGUGCUGCUGGUGCUUUGGCAAAUUUAGCAGCUGAUGACAAGUGUAGCAUGGAAGUUGCACUGGCAGGUGGUGUACAUGCUUUAGUGAUGCUUGCCCGCAACUGCAAGUUUGAGGGAGUGCAAGAGCAGGCUGCUCGUGCCUUAGCUAACUUGGCUGCUCAUGGAGAUAGCAAUACGAACAAUGCUGCUGUUGGACAAGAGGUUGGGGCUCUUGAAGCACUUGUUCAACUUACACGUUCACCACAUGAAGGUGUCAGGCAGGAAGCAGCUGGGGCUUUGUGGAAUUUGUCAUUUGAUGACAGGAAUCGAGAAGCAAUAGCAGCAGCUGGUGGCGUUGACGCUUUGGUUGCUCUUGCACAAUCCUGUUCAAAUGCCUCCCCAGGUCUUCAAGAAAGGGCUGCUGGAGCUCUCUGGGGAUUGUCGGUGUCAGAGGCGAAUAGCAUUGCCAUUGGACGAGAAGGAGGUGUUGCCCCGCUGAUUGCUUUGGCACGAUCUGAGGCUGAGGAUGUCCAUGAAACUGCUGCAGGGGCUCUCUGGAAUCUUGCUUUCAACGCUGGUAAUGCUCUCCGAAUAGUGGAGGAAGGUGGAGUUCCUGCACUAGUUCAUCUAUGUUCUUCAUCUGUAUCAAAGAUGGCUCGCUUUAUGGCUGCAUUGGCAUUGGCUUACAUGUUCGAUGGGAGAAUGGACGAAUUUGCAUUGGUAGGAACUUCCACUGAAAGCACUUCGAAAAAUGUUAGCUUAGAUGGGGCUAGAAGGAUGGCUUUGAAGCACAUUGAAGCUUUUGUCCAUACAUAUUCCGAUCAACAAACAUUUGCUGUUGCUGCUGCAUCAUCAGCUCCAGCUGCACUGGCACAAGUUACAGAGAAGGCCCGUAUUCAAGAAGCAGGACAUCUGCGAUGCAGUGGAGCUGAAAUUGGAAGAUUUGUUGCCAUGCUGCGAAAUUCUUCUUCUAUACUAAAAGCUUGCGCCGCAUUUGCCCUUCUCCAGUUUACAAUUCCCGGAGGGCGACAUGCUAUGCAUCAUGCAAGUCUUAUGCAGAACGCUGGAGCUGCACGAGUUGUGCGCGCUGCAGCUGCAGCAGCAACCGCGCCACUAGAAGCCAAGAUUUUUGCAAGAAUAGUACUUCGUAAUCUCGAGCACCACCAGUUAGAACCUUCAAUGUGAAGACAGCCAUAGCUUAGGGUCAUUAAUGGAUGCAUCUUCACAUAUUAAGCAUACAGCUUCCUUUCUUAGUGAAGGCUUUAUAAUUUCAAUAUAGUAGAGCAAUGUGGUUAAAGGAGCCUUUUGCAACUUUCUUUUCAAUUUCACCCUCGGUUUCCUAGUUAGGUAUUUAGAGGUGGUUUAUUUAGUUUUGUGAGUGAGAUUUUUUUCUUUCUUUUGUAGCAGUCCCUUAUAUUCAUAUAUAUGAGGAGUAUUUUUUGUUGGGGAUUGAUAUAUAAACAAGUAAAUAGCCAUUCGUUGUUUCUAUCUGUAUUCAUUGUGACAUAUCAUUCAUAUAAAUGGUAUUUGAGCUAUUAGACA
Molecule: messenger RNA, 3858 nt
Organism: Mercurialis annua (annual mercury)
Lineage: Eukaryota; Viridiplantae; Streptophyta; Magnoliopsida; Malpighiales; Euphorbiaceae
Product: protein ARABIDILLO 1-like
Exons: 12
Coding region: 739-3501 (920 amino acids)
Molecular function (GO): protein binding
Source: RefSeq, a predicted model, not a curated record